Rangifer tarandus platyrhynchus (Svalbard reindeer) is the source of this 8400-nucleotide messenger RNA. Lineage: Eukaryota; Metazoa; Chordata; Mammalia; Artiodactyla; Cervidae. The record is from the annotation of a GenBank genome assembly.
AUGACGUCCAUCCAUUUCGUGGUUCACCCGCUGCCGGGCACUGAGGACCAGCUCAAUGACAGGUUACGAGAAGUUUCAGAGAAACUGAACAAAUACAAUUUAAACAGCCAUCCCCCUUUGAAUGUAUUGGAGCAGGCUACUAUUAAACAGUGUGUGGUGGGACCAAAUCACGCUGCCUUCCUUCUUGAGGAUGGUAGAGUUUGCAGGAUUGGUUUUUCAGUACAGCCAGACCGAUUGGAAUUGGGUAAACCUGACAAUAAUGAUGGGUCAAAGUUGAAUAGCAGCUCUGGGGCAGGGAGGACGUCGAGACCUGGUAGGACAAGUGACUCCCCGUGGUUUCUCUCAGGUUCUGAGACUCUGGGCAGGCUGGCUGGCAACACCCUGGGAAGUCGCUGGAGUUCUGGAGUGGGUGGAAGUGGAGGAGGAUCCUCUGGUAGGUCAUCAGCUGGAGCGCGAGAUUCUCGCCGACAGACUCGAGUAAUUCGAACGGGACGGGAUCGAGGAUCUGGGCUUCUGGGCAGCCAGCCCCAGCCAGUUAUCCCAGCAUCUGUGAUUCCAGAGGAGCUGAUUUCACAGGCCCAAGUUGUUUUGCAAGGCAAAUCCAGAAGUGUCAUUAUUCGAGAACUUCAGCGCACAAAUCUUGAUGUAAACCUUGCUGUAAAUAAUUUACUUAGCCGGGAUGAUGAAGAUGGAGAUGAUGGUGAUGAUACAGCCAGUGAAUCUUAUUUGCCUGGAGAGGAUCUUAUGUCUCUUCUUGAUGCUGACAUUCAUUCUGCCCACCCAAGUGUCAUUAUCGAUGCAGACGCCAUGUUUUCUGAAGACAUUAGCUAUUUUGGUUACCCUUCUUUUCGUCGGUCGUCACUUUCCAGGCUAGGCUCAUCUCGAGUUCUCCUUCUUCCCUUAGAGAGAGACUCUGAGCUGUUGCGUGAACGUGAAUCCGUUUUACGUUUACGUGAGCGAAGGUGGCUUGAUGGAGCCUCAUUUGAUAAUGAAAGGGGCUCUACCAGCAAGGAAGGAGAGCCAAACUUGGAUAAGAAGAAUACGCCUGUUCAAAGUCCCGUGUCUCUUGGAGAAGAUUUGCAGUGGUGGCCUGAUAAGGAUGGAACAAAAUUCAUUUGUAUUGGGGCUCUAUAUUCUGAGCUUUUGGCUGUCAGCAGUAAAGGAGAACUUUAUCAGUGGAAGUGGAGUGAAUCUGAGCCUUACAGAAAUACACAGAAUCCUUCCUUACAUCACCCACGAGCAACAUUUUUGGGGCUAACCAAUGAAAAGAUAGUUCUCCUGUCUGCAAAUAGCAUAAGAGCAACUGUAGCUACAGAAAAUAACAAGGUUGCUACCUGGGUGGAUGAAACUUUAAGUUCCGUGGCUUCUAAAUUAGAGCACACUGCCCAGACUUACUCAGAACUUCAGGGUGAACGGAUUGUUUCUUUACAUUGCUGUGCCCUGUAUACGUGUGCACAGCUGGAGAACAAUUUAUACUGGUGGGGUGUAGUGCCUUUUAGUCAAAGGAAAAAAAUGUUGGAGAAAGCUAGAGCAAAAAACAAAAAGCCCAAAUCUAGUGCUGGUAUUUCUUCAAUGCCGAACAUCACUGUUGGUACCCAGGUAUGCUUAAGAAAUAAUCCUCUCUAUCAUGCUGGAGCAGUUGCGUUUUCAAUUAGUGCUGGGAUUCCUAAAGUUGGUGUCUUAAUGGAGUCGGUUUGGAAUAUGAAUGAUAGCUGUAGAUUUCAGCUUAGAUCUCCUGAGAGCUUGAAAAGCAUGGACAAAGCUAGCAAAACUACUGAAGCUAAUAAGCCUGAAAGUAAGCAGGAACCAGUGAAAACAGAAAUGGGUCCCCCACCAUCUCCAGCAUCUACAUGCAGUGAUGCAUCUUCCAUUGCCAGCAGUGCAUCGAUGCCAUAUAAACGACGACGGUCCACCCCCGCCCCCAAAGAGGAGGAAAAGGUGAACGAAGAGCAGUGGUCUCUUCGGGAAGUCGUUUUUGUGGAAGAUGUUAAGAAUGUUCCUGUGGGCAAGGUGCUAAAAGUGGAUGGAGCCUAUGUUGCUGUAAAAUUUCCAGGAACAUCCAGCAAUACCAACUGUCAGAGCAACUCUGGUUCAGAUGCUGACCCUUCUUCUCUCCUGCAGGAUUGUAGGUUACUUAGAAUUGAUGAACUGCAGGUUGUCAAAACUGGUGGAACACCAAAAGUUCCCGACUGCUUCCAAAGGACUCCUAAGAAGCUUUGUAUACCUGAGAAGACAGAAAUAUUAGCAGUGAAUGUGGAUUCCAAAGGUGUGCAUGCUGUUUUGAAGACUGGAAAUUGGGUACGGUACUGUAUCUUUGAUCUUGCCACAGGAAAAGCCGAACAGGAGAAUAAUUUCCCUACAAGCAGCAUUGCUUUCCUUGGUCAGAACGAGAGGAAUGUAGCCAUUUUCACUGCUGGACAGGAGUCUCCUAUUAUUCUUCGAGAUGGAAAUGGUACUAUCUACCCAAUGGCUAAAGAUUGCAUGGGAGGAAUAAGGGACCCCGAUUGGCUUGAUCUUCCACCUAUUAGUAGUCUUGGAAUGGGUGUACAUUCUUUAAUAAAUCUUCCUGCCAAUUCAACAAUCAAAAAGAAAGCUGCCGUCAUCAUCAUGGCUGUAGAGAAACAAACCCUGAUGCAGCACAUCCUGCGCUGUGACUACGAGGCCUGUCGACAGUAUCUUAUGAAUCUUGAGCAGGCAGUGGUUUUAGAGCAGAACCUACAGGUGCUGCAGACGUUCAUCAGCCACAGAUGUGAUGGAAAUCGAAACAUUUUGCACGCUUGUGUGUCUGUUUGCUUUCCAACCAGCAAUAAGGAAACUAAAGAAGAAGAGGAAGCAGAGCGCUCUGAAAGAAACACAUUUGCAGAAAGACUUUCUGCUGUUGAGGCCAUUGCAAAUGCAAUAUCAGUUGUUUCAAGUAAUGGCCCAGGUAAUCGGGCUGGAUCAUCAAGUAGCCGAAGUUUGAGAUUACGGGAAAUGAUGAGACGUUCAUUGAGAGCAGCUGGUUUGGGUAGACAUGAAGCUGGCGCUUCAUCCAGUGACCACCAAGAUCCAGUUUCACCCCCCAUAGCUCCCCCUAGUUGGGUUCCUGACCCUCCUGCAAUGGAUCCUGAUGGUGACAUUGAUUUUAUCCUGGCCCCUGCUGUGGGAUCUCUUACCACAGCAGCGACUGGCACCGGUCAAGGACCAAGCACCUCCACCAUUCCAGGUCCUUCCACGGAGCCGGCUGUAGUAGAAUCCAAGGAUCGAAAGGCCAAUGCUCAUUUUAUAUUAAAAUUGUUAUGUGAUAGUGUUGUUCUGCAGCCCUAUCUUCGAGAACUGCUCUCUGCCAAGGAUGCAAGAGGUAUGACCCCAUUUAUGUCUGCUGUAAGUGGCCGAGCUUAUCCUGCUGCAAUUACCAUUUUAGAAACAGCCCAGAAAAUUGCAAAAGCUGAAGUAUCCUCAAGUGAAAAGGAGGAAGAUGUAUUCAUGGGCAUGGUUUGCCCAUCAGGUACCAACCCUGAUGACUCUCCUUUAUAUGUCUUAUGUUGUAAUGAUACCUGCAGUUUUACCUGGACUGGAGCGGAGCACAUUAACCAGGAUAUUUUUGAGUGUCGUACUUGUGGCUUGUUGGAGUCGCUCUGUUGUUGUACGGAAUGUGCAAGGGUUUGUCAUAAAGGUCAUGAUUGCAAACUUAAACGGACAUCACCGACAGCCUAUUGUGAUUGUUGGGAGAAAUGUAAAUGUAAAACUCUAAUUGCUGGACAGAAAUCUGCUCGUCUUGAUCUACUUUAUCGCCUGCUCACUGCUACUAAUUUGGUCACUCUGCCAAAUAGCAGAGGAGAGCACCUCUUACUCUUUUUAGUGCAGACAGUUGCGAGGCAGACGGUAGAGCACUGCCAGUACAGACCUCCUCGAAUCAGGGAGGAUCGUAACCGGAAAACAGCCAGUCCUGAAGAUUCGGAUAUGCCUGAUCAUGAUUUAGAGCCACCAAGAUUUGCCCAGCUUGCUUUGGAGCGUGUUCUGCAGGACUGGAAUGCUUUGAAAUCUAUGAUUAUGUUCGGAUCACAGGAGAAUAAAGACCCUCUCAGUGCCAGCAGCAGGAUAGGCCAUCUUUUGCCAGAGGAGCAAGUGUACCUCAAUCAACAAAGUGGCACAAUUCGGUUGGACUGUUUCACUCACUGCCUUAUAGUCAAGUGUACAGCAGACAUUUUGCUUCUAGAUACUCUGCUAGGUACACUAGUGAAAGAACUCCAGAACAAGUACACACCGGGACGAAGAGAAGAAGCUAUUGCUGUGACGAUGAGGUUUUUGCGAUCAGUUGCAAGAGUUUUUGUCAUUCUCAGUGUGGAAAUGGCUUCAUCUAAAAAGAAAAACAACUUUAUUCCACAGCCAAUAGGAAAAUGUAAACGUGUAUUCCAAGCACUGCUGCCUUAUGCAGUAGAAGAACUGUGCAAUGUAGCAGAAUCACUGAUUGUUCCUGUCAGAAUGGGUAUUGCUCGUCCAACUGCCCCUUUUACUCUGGCAAGUACCAGCAUAGAUGCCAUGCAGGGCAGCGAGGAAUUAUUUUCUGUGGAACCUCUGCCACCACGGCCAUCAUCUGAUCAGUCUAGCAGCUCCAGUCAGUCGCAGUCGUCCUACAUCAUCCGGAACCCACAGCAGAGGCGCAUCAGCCAGUCACAGCCUGUUCGCGGCCGCGAUGAAGAACAGGAUGAUAUUGUUUCAGCAGAUGUGGAAGAGGUUGAGGUGGUGGAGGGUGUGGCUGGAGAAGAGGAUCACCAUGACGAACAGGAAGAACAUGGGGAAGAAAAUGCUGAGGCAGAGGGGCAGCAUGAUGAGCAUGAUGAAGACGGGAGUGACAUGGAGCUGGACUUGUUAGCAGCAGCUGAAACAGAAAGUGACAGUGAAAGUAACCAUAGCAACCAAGAUAAUGCUAGUGGGCGUAGAAGUGUUGUCACUGCAGCAACUGCUGGCUCAGAAGCAGGUGCGAGCAGUGUUCCUGCCUUCUUUUCUGAAGAUGACUCGCAAUCAAAUGACUCAAGUGAUUCUGAUAGCAGCAGUAGUCAGAGUGACGACAUAGAACAAGAGACAUUUAUGCUUGAUGAGCCGUUGGAGAGAACCACAAAUAGCUCACAUGCCAAUGGUGCUGCCCAAGCUCCUCGGUCCAUGCAGUGGGCUGUCCGCAACACCCAGCACCAGCGGGCAGCUAGCACAGCGCCUUCCAGCACAUCCACGCCAGCAGGCAAUUCAGCGGGUUUGAUUUAUAUCGAUCCUUCCAACCUACGCCGGAGCGGUACCAUCAGCACAAGUGCUGCCGCUGCAGCAGCUGCUUUGGAGGCCAGCAAUGCCAGCAGCUACUUAACAUCUGCAAGCAGUUUAGCCAGGGCCUAUAGCAUUGUCAUCAGACAAAUCUCGGACUUGAUGGGCCUUAUUCCUAAAUAUAAUCACCUAGUUUACUCUCAGAUUCCAGCAGCUGUGAAAUUGACUUACCAAGAUGCAGUAAAUUUACAGAACUAUGUAGAAGAAAAGCUUAUUCCCACUUGGAACUGGAUGGUCAGUAUUAUGGAUUCUACUGAAGCUCAAUUACGUUAUGGUUCUGCAUUAGCAUCUGCUGGUGAUCCAGGACAUCCCAAUCACCCUCUCCACGCUUCUCAGAAUUCAGCUCGAAGAGAAAGGAUGACCGCACGAGAAGAGGCUAGUUUACGAACCCUUGAAGGCAGACGACGUGCCACAUUGCUUAGUGCCCGUCAGGGAAUGAUGUCUGCUCGAGGCGACUUCCUCAAUUAUGCUCUGUCUUUAAUGAGGUCUCAUAAUGAUGAGCAUUCCGAUGUUCUUCCAGUUUUGGAUGUUUGCUCACUGAAGCAUGUGGCAUAUGUUUUUCAAGCACUUAUAUAUUGGAUUAAAGCGAUGAAUCAGCAGACAACAUUGGAUACACCUCAGCUGGAACGCAAAAGGACUCGAGAGCUCUUGGAACUUGGUAUUGAUAAUGAAGAUUCAGAACAUGAAAAUGAUGAUGACACCAAUCAAAGUGCUACUUUGAAUGAUAAGGAUGAUGACUCUCUUCCCGCAGAAACUGGCCAAAGCCAUCCGUUUUUCCGGCGCUCAGACUCCAUGACGUUCCUUGGGUGUAUACCCCCAAAUCCCUUUGAAGUGCCUCUGGCUGAAGCCAUCCCCUUGGCUGAUCAGCCACAUCUGUUGCAGCCAAAUGCUAGAAAGGAGGAUCUUUUUGGCCGCCCAAGUCAGGGUCUUUAUUCUUCAUCUGCCAGCAGUGGGAAAUGCUUAAUGGAGGUUACAGUGGAUAGAAACUGCCUUGAGGUUCUUCCAACUAAAAUGUCUUAUGCUGCCAAUUUGAAAAAUGUAAUGAACAUGCAAAAUCGUCAAAAAAAGGAAGGAGAAGAACAGAAUGUGGUGCCAGAGGAAGCUGAGAGUUCAAAGCCAGGCCCAUCUGCUCAUGACCUCGCGGCACAGUUGAAAAGCAGUUUACUGGCAGAAAUAGGACUGACUGAAAGUGAAGGGCCACCUCUUACAUCUUUCAGGCCACAGUGUAGCUUCAUGGGAAUGGUAAUUUCCCAUGAUAUGCUGCUAGGACGUUGGCGCCUUUCUUUAGAACUGUUUGGCCGGGUGUUCAUGGAAGAUGUUGGAGCAGAACCUGGAUCAAUCCUAACUGAAUUGGGUGGUUUUGAGGUAAAAGAAUCAAAAUUCCGUAGAGAAAUGGAAAAACUGAGAAAUCAGCAGUCAAGAGAUUUAUCACUAGAGGUUGAUCGGGAUAGAGAUCUUCUUAUUCAGCAGACCAUGAGGCAACUUAACAAUCACUUUGGUCGAAGAUGUGCUACUACACCUAUGGCUGUACACAGAGUAAAAGUUACAUUUAAGGAUGAACCAGGAGAGGGCAGUGGUGUAGCACGAAGCUUUUAUACAGCCAUUGCACAAGCUUUUUUGUCAAAUGAAAAACUGCCAAAUUUAGAUUGUAUUCAAAAUGCCAACAAAGGCACUCAUACAAGUUUAAUGCAGAGAUUAAGGAACAGAGGAGAGAGGGAUCGGGAAAGAGAGAGAGAAAGGGAAAUGAGGAGGAGCAGCGGCUUGCGAGCGGGUUCUCGGAGAGACCGGGAUAGGGAUUUUAGAAGACAGCUUUCCAUAGACACUAGGCCCUUCAGACCAGCCUCUGAAGGAAAUCCUAGUGACGAUCCUGACCCUCUGCCGGCACAUCGUCAGGCGCUUGGAGAGAGACUUUACCCCCGUGUUCAAGCAAUGCAACCAGCAUUUGCAAGUAAAAUCACUGGCAUGCUGUUGGAGUUAUCCCCAGCUCAGCUGCUGCUGCUUCUAGCAAGUGAAGAUUCUCUGAGAGCAAGAGUAGAUGAAGCCAUGGAACUCAUUAUUGCACAUGGACGGGAAAAUGGAGCCGAUAGUAUACUGGAUCUCGGAUUAUUAGACUCUUCAGAAAAAGUACAGGAAAACCGAAAGCGUCAUGGUUCUAGUCGAAGUGUAGUAGAUAUGGAUUUAGAUGAUACAGAUGAUGGUGAUGACAACGCCCCUUUGUUUUACCAACCUGGAAAAAGAGGAUUUUAUACUCCAAGGCCUGGCAAAAACACAGAAGCAAGAUUGAAUUGUUUCAGAAAUAUUGGCAGGAUUCUUGGACUGUGUCUAUUACAGAAUGAACUGUGUCCUAUCACAUUGAAUAGACAUGUGAUUAAAGUGUUGCUUGGUAGGAAAGUCAAUUGGCAUGAUUUUGCUUUUUUUGACCCUGUGAUGUACGAGAGUUUGCGGCAACUUAUUCUUGCUUCUCAGAGUUCAGAUGCUGAUGCUGUUUUCUCAGCAAUGGAUUUGGCAUUUGCAAUUGACCUGUGUAAAGAAGAAGGUGGAGGACAGGUUGAACUUAUUCCUAAUGGUGUAAAUAUACCAGUCACUCCUCAGAAUGUUUAUGAGUAUGUGCGGAAAUAUGCUGAACAUAGAAUGUUGGUAGUUGCAGAACAGCCAUUACACGCAAUGAGGAAAGGUCUACUGGAUGUGCUUCCAAAAAAUUCAUUAGAAGAUUUAACAGCAGAAGACUUUAGGCUUUUGGUAAAUGGCUGUGGUGAGGUUAACGUGCAGAUGCUGAUCAGUUUCACCUCUUUCAAUGAUGAAUCAGGAGAAAAUGCUGAGAAGCUCUUGCAGUUCAAGCGGUGGUUCUGGUCAAUUGUAGAGAAGAUGAGCAUGACAGAACGACAAGAUCUUGUUUACUUUUGGACAUCAAGCCCUUCAUUACCAGCCAGUGAAGAAGGAUUUCAGCCUAUGCCCUCCAUCACAAUAAGACCACCAGAUGACCAACACCUUCCUACUGCAAAUACUUGCAUUUCUCGACUUUACGUCCCACUCUAUUCCUCUAAACAGAUUCUCAAACAGAAAUUGCUACUCGCCAUUAAGACCAAGAAUUUUGGUUUUGUGUAG